This is a messenger RNA of Carica papaya (papaya), 1638 nucleotides long. RefSeq lists its product as uncharacterized. The record is from RefSeq and is a predicted model, not a curated record. NCBI's taxonomy places the organism in Eukaryota, Viridiplantae, Streptophyta, Magnoliopsida, Brassicales, Caricaceae.
AUGGAACAUCAUCAUUUCAGUCAUGAACAUCCAUUGACUUUCUUUGAAGGCCAAAACACAAACAGCGAUGCUAAAAAUACCAAGUGCUCCGGCUGCCUGGAUCCAGUACUCAAGGAAUCUAGCUAUGGUUGCACUCAAUGUCACUAUUUUCUCCAUGAAAGAUGUGCAGAGCUACCCGGUAAAAUUUCCCAUCCUAUCCACCCAAGACACCCUCUUUUUCUUCGACCCAACGGGUUUGAAGCUGAUUGUGUUUUGUGCCGCCGCAGUGGGCAGAGCCUGAUUUAUUACUGCUCUCCUUGUGUGUUUUCCGUUGACAUUAAAUGUACUGAAGUUUUACCUCCAGUUAUUCAAUCUCAAACCCAUGAACACCCUUUUUCCCUCCUCUGCAAGCAAGUCUCAUUCGUUUGUGAUGCUUGUGACAAACGUGGCUCUCACUCUCCCUACGUUUGCUUCUCCUGCAACCUUACAGUUCACCACCACUGUACUUCAUUACCAAGAACCAUCAAAACAAUUCGCCAUGAACAUCUUCUCAGACACACUUAUGUUCUUCAUGAAAGUGAGUCUGAUUGUAGCCGCUGUUCGAUUUGUAAGAAUUUUCUGAGCGCAGAUCGUGGGUGUUAUCAUUGUCCAGCAUGCGAUUAUUCCGCCCAUGUCCACUGCGCAACACGCUCUGAACUAUGGGAUGUCACAACAAGAGAUGAAGAAGAUGAUGAUACGGAGGGCAGUGAGGCCAGGCUAGAUUCUAUAAUCAGGAUUGUCAAGGAAAUCAAGCUGGGUGAAGACAUGAUUGCAGCUGAAAUUGAGCAUUUCAGCCAUGAACACCCCUUGAUUUUCAGUAAUGAGGGUAAGGAUAAUAAAUGCUGUGAUGGGUGUGGGAUACCCAUUUCGUCUCCGUUUUAUAGCUGUGAAGGGUGUGAUUUCUUCCUCCAUAAAACUUGUGCUGAUUUACCCAGAAAUAAGCUUUACCCAUUUCACCCGCAUGCACUUACUCUUCUACCAAAAUCAUCUCAUUCUAGCAGAGUCUUCGCAUGUAAUAUCUGUUCAAUAUACUCCAACGGCUUCUCUUACAACUGUGAGAAAUGCAGUUUUGAUCUCGAUCUUCGCUGCUCUUCAAUUCCAGACACCCUUAUCCAUCAAGCUCAUAAACAUAGCCUCUUCGUCAUCGUCCAGGAUGAUGUAGAGUGGAAAUGCUGCGGCUGUGGUGCGUUGGAAAAGCGCGGACUGGGAUGCCCUCAGUGUUUUCACUUUCUUGAUUUCAAAUGCGCUACACUACCACUCACAGCUAUGCAUAGCUAUGACGACCAUCCUCUGAAACUCACCUUCCAGGAUGAUUCAGAUCAGCUUUAUUGCGAUGUUUGCGAGGAUACGAGAGAUCCAAAACAUUGGUUCUACUCCUGUGAUGAUUGCGGUGUUACCAUUCAUCCUGAAUGUGUAUUUGGCAAGUAUCCUUAUAUUAAGGUUGGAGAUACUUAUACAAUUGAUUCUCACCCACACUCCCUCCGUUUCGUGAAGAAGACAGAGAAGUAUCCUUCCUGCAACUCUUGCGGCCAACCCUGCACGGAUUUGGCACUUGAGUGUGCAGAGUCUGAAUGUGGUCUUAUAGUCCACUGGGAAUGUGUUGCUCUUAACAAGUGUUGA